AAUAUUUAAGCUGAAAUGCUUCAUGCUGAUUGUUUAAAUGCACUGAUCUAAAUGUGUUGUAUCAAGCAUCUUUAAAAAUCACACUAUACAUAUAUUUCGCACUUUAUUUUAUCGUCUUUUUGACUGCAGCGCGGUAUUUCUGUCGGAUGUACGCCAUCUAACGGUUGAAAUGGUUACAAAUUUGAAACUUAUUCGGAAAUACAUGUUUUAUUUAAAAUGCGAGAGUACAAAACAACUACUGUAUAUACAGUAUGGAGACAACAGCAGAGAAUCACUCUUACUCUGCAAUCGAGGGACGGACAUUGCGUGUCCCAAAGAAAGAUGAAAACUCAGAUAAAGGGAGGAGGUGUAUGACUUCAUCUUUUUCUAUUUUCCCCCCCUUCAGGUAAGACGCAUUUAAGGAAGUUGCCUAGUAAUAAAUCUGCAUGCCAUACAAGCAUACCUAGUUCUCUCUCACAUAAACAUGCAUCCCGUUUCAGAUGUAUGCAGUCCUCAGUAAGUUUACUAUUUGACAACACUUGAUGGGUGAUCUAACAUGCUUCAAGUCCAAUGAAAAAGCAUGGAUAACAGAAAGACAGUGCAUGUUCCUCAGCUUAGCAACGAAAUGCAGCUGAAUGUCAUGAACUGGGUGAAAUCAGGCCAAAUGAGUAUCGAUGAAGCUUUGAUGCGGGCUAACAAUGGCAUGUUACACAAGCAGAGGAACCCUGAGCCGGAGGAAAAACAGUCACGGUACAACUUCAGUGUUCGUAAGUUCAACCGGUACAUAUGGCAGAAACGGGUGUUGCAGAUUGAUUUCAGCACAAGCCUUUUGUGCAGCAUCGAGAAAGGCAUUGUGAAACGACAGCUCUGUUUUUCUGAGGUGAAAAACUGCCACGAUGCACCAGGUACCAGGUUCUCGAUUUCGUUUAGAGAUCGUUCUGACUAUGAGCUGGAAGCGGCGUCCUUAGAGGACAAGCAGCAGAUCAUGCAGCUGGUAAAUCAGGUCAUCUUCAAUAACAUCUACAGCCUUCUCGAGAAUGUGAACUCGGUUGAAAUGCAAACUGAACACCUGCCUCCCACUCCUGACAGUCUCAAAGAGGGCCACCUACUACUGCAGAGAGGAGGACUGGCAUCAUUCAAAUGGAAGAAAUACGAGGCUAAUCUUCAGCCUGGUCAGCUGACCUUGUUCCCAGUCAUUCAGCAGUCUUCCAGUAGUGACGCAGGUGUGUCUGUUUCCUCCAGCGAUUUUGUCUGGAGUCUCUCAGACAUUUACACCAGUGUGGAUGAUAUGAGGUGUACUGGGGGUGAUGGGGCAGCUCUUGUCAUCCAUCUCUCCGACGGUAAUGUCAGGGUGGACAUCCCCUGCAACACAGACACCUUCACGCUGCACAACGACAAGAAUGACUUUGUGUUCCGAAUACCAAAAAGUGACCACAUAACCCCAGAGGCUAUAAAAAAUGAGCGAGAUGCCUGGGUCAAAGCGAUCAAACAGCUAUGUGUGGACUGGAAAAGAAAGUCACAUCUUGAACACUUCUAUGAAGCCCCGGAAAAAGAUCUCAAGGAUGUUACAGAGUCAGAAAGUAAGACUCCGGACAACCACGAGCCGCUUGCACCUCCACCGGUGCCACCUUCAUUGAGACCACGCUUGCCCAGAACAUCCCCGAUUGUUCCUGCAGCUUUUUCAGCAGCACCAGACCCAGAAACGGCUUCCCUGGAAGCAUCAGAAGCAGAACCGCAGCCAACCCUUACAGCACAGAACAGAGCUGUGCACAAGCCAGACCGGAUGCCCUCAGCAGUGCCUGUGACCUCACCAGAAGCCACAUGCUCAUCACCGGCUCCGUUUGUUUUGCCCCCGCCGUUGCCUGUGCCAUCAGCAGUGCCAGGUCCUGUCCCUCCUGCCCCUUUGCCCCCUCCGCUGCCCAUCAAAUCCAAGCCGCUUUCAGAGAGGACAAAAGCUUUUCACUGGGACCUGGUGGCUCAGGAUAAGAUAGGGAAGUCGAUGUGGUCUUGCAGGAACCCCAGGAAGAUUGACAUUGACACCUCGCGUUUGUAUGAGCUGUUUGGAGUGAAAGACACGGCACGCAUUGCCAGAUCAGAGUCCAUCAGUACUAUGGAAAUCAUGUUAAACUCAAAGAUCGCUCACAACUUCAAUAUUUUUCUCAGAAGUUUCCCUGUGCAUCCAAAAGAGCUCAAGGACAAAUUAUUGAUUAUAAAUGAAGAGGAAGGGGGUCUCUCUGACGAGCAUAUUGCCUCUCUCAGGAGAUACAUGCCCACCCCAGAUGACACUGAGAUGUAUAAAUCUCACAAAGGAGACCCGAGUGAGCUGCAUGUGGUGGACCAGUACAUGAUGGAGAUGUGCAACAUCCCUAACCUCAGCGCCCGUCUGGACCUGCUGCUCACAUUGCGAGAGCUGCCCAUCUGUAUGGAGGACCUCACACCGCUGAUUAUCCAGAAGAUCCGCAUGUGCCAGCAGCUGUGGGCUUGUGACUCAUUUGUCAGCGUGCUGGAGUACCUUCUGGCCGUGGGCAAUUACCUCAACCAGAACGCAGGCAAGGACAGGGCCAAGGGAUUUCGCCUCUCAUCCUUAACUAAGCUUUCUCAGCUGCGCGGGAACAAUCGGAAGUUCACCUUGCUGCAUGCCCUUGUGGAGCAGAUCAUGUUACGAGAACCACGUUUGGCCACCUUUUUCCUGGAGCUUGCAGAAUUCGAGACUGUUCCUGGAGCUUCAGUGAAAGGUCUGACAGCAGAGGUGGAUGUAGUGAAGAAUGAAUUUCAGAAGAUUGUCCAGUACAGGAAAACAUACAGUAAAAGUAAAAACGAAGUCAAUCAGCACCCCAAAUUCUUCAAAGACUUAAAGGCGGCCAUCGAGAAGCAUGAGGCCGAUCUCAGACAGCUGAUGAAGAGGUGUGAGGAGAUGAGGAAGCUCUACACUGACAUAUUGAUAAAAUUUGGAGAGCCUUUGGAUCAAGACUCCCAAGAAGUUUUUGGGUGGAUUUGCCAAUUUAUCGGUGACUUUAAGAAGGUGUACUCUGAAUACGCUCAAUGAAGCUGAUUUUCAUUCACUUCUGGAACAGUAGGUGUUUGUUUGUCUGAAUUUGCACCUGCUAUCAAGCAUGUCCUACAGUUUCAUUUGGGAAGGUUGAUUGGAGCGUAUGUAGAAACAGUCUUAACUGCAGACUGCGACCGAUGUUUUCUGGAUCUUCUCCAGUGCUGGUGUUCAGUUUGAUUAAGUCUUGGCGAGCCGGGUCCUGUGCUGCUUUGACCUGGAGCUCCACCAAACUGCUCGUUUCUCAGACCUUUUCUGACGGCGCAUAUCAUUUUGCUUCUGCGAGAGUGUAGCUAUAAUGGAUGUCGCUGGUAAACUCACAGAUGGCUGGUGUGAAAGAGGCGUUCUGGUUCAGACAGCCAGUUGUAUCGCAGACUCUCUCUGUGGUCGUGAGCGCCUGUGUGUUUUCUGGAAGAUACAGAGUCGAUUCCUCCGUGGCAGUUCAGCAGAGGACAUCUGCAUUUCACAAGAUUCAAAACAGACUCCUCGUUUUCCCUUCGAGGAUUUCAUUCAGUAAAUAAAGAGGACGAAUAAAAGAGGAAGAAACAAAUCUCUUUUUGGAGUCCCUUUGCAUAACACUACAUGCUCGUUCCUGUGUAAUCCCUUUGUAAUGAACAACCAUUGCAGUUUGUCCACCGUUGAAGUCUGUCAUCAUUUACUGUCACGUCAUGGAUUUCUUUCUUCUGUGAAACACAAAAAGGGAUGUCCAGCAGUACGUUUAGGCUUUUAUUAAGCACUAUAUUUGUGGACUAAUGUCAAUAACCGGUUCCUUUAAAUCAUAUACAGUAAAGCAGCACAGUAGCAACAUAGCUGUGUAAAUAUGACCUUGUGACCUAUUUGUUGUCUGCUACAGAAAUACAGAUUCAUUGUAUACAAUAUAACAAGCCUUGCAGCAGGGCACAUAAAGUAUUCUGUGUACCAUUUCAUGACCUGCAAGAGUUUGCCAGCUCAAAUUCUCUGCUUAGUCAGACAUAAAAUGCUUUCCUUCUGCAUUGUGGCAAAAAUUGAGAUUUAUGUAUUUUUCUCUUUUUCUUUUUUUUUUGUAAAAAUGGAGCACGGUGUGCCCUUGACUGCACAGGCAAUGAUGAUUUCAUUCAUUAAAGAAAUGUGUUUAUGCUAGAACACUAAAAGAAUUUAAUCAAACACGCUUAAUUUGUCUCCCAAAGCAGUGAUUUGCAUUAAUAGACGUUUUAAUUUGCACUUUUAUAAAUAAAUAAAAAAUGAG
Molecule: messenger RNA, 4250 nt
Organism: Carassius gibelio (silver crucian carp)
Lineage: Eukaryota; Metazoa; Chordata; Actinopteri; Cypriniformes; Cyprinidae
Exons: 17
Coding region: 560-3025 (821 amino acids)
Source: RefSeq, a predicted model, not a curated record